AUGGCGUCAGUGGACAGCACCGGUUCGAGGGUCUCUGGUCGGAUGAGAUCAGGGGAUCUUCUUUACACUGGUAUGGCAGUUGUGCUGCUGCUCGGUGUAUGGAGUGUUGGUGGACUGGAGGUCAGCACUGGUAAAGUGUCUCAACUUGAAGCAAUGAAUGGCUCCACGGUCCUGCUGCCCUGCACCUACUCCUCCUGCAUUGGCAUCCAAAAUCUGUACUUCAACUGGCACUAUAAUGACAAUGGAACCAUGCUAAAGCUAUGUGAAGCGGUGAUUCCUAACGAGGGUGUGGAGCCCAGGGUCAAUGUCUACCAUGAGCGUGUGGAGUUUGUCGGCUCCUCAAAGAGCAACAACAUCUCCAUCCUGCUGUGGAACAUCACGUUUGAAGAUGAGGGAGAAUACAUCUGUUUCGCCAGGAACCCAAAAGAGAAGUACCGCAACCACAGUGCCGUCUACACUCUCAUAGUGGUGGACCAAAUGAGAGAGGUUGACACCACUUUGACAACCAUCAUUGUCUCAGUGGUGGGUGGAGUGAUUGGCUUAAGUAUCCUUGGCAUGGUGAUAAAGGCCUUGGUUGUCCACUUCCUGCUGAAGGAUGAUGAGAAGAACAAAGAGUGCCUGGUGAGCUCAGGGAAUGACAACACAGAAAAUGGACUUUCAGGAGCCAAAGCAGACAACAAAGGGACACCAAAGGCAUAAGUGA
Messenger RNA from Anoplopoma fimbria (sablefish), 703 nucleotides. It is a transcript of the gene scn4ba, whose product is annotated as sodium channel, voltage-gated, type IV, beta a. The record is from RefSeq and is a predicted model, not a curated record. The coding region runs from base 1 to 699 and encodes 232 amino acids. Gene Ontology annotation, biological process: cardiac muscle cell action potential involved in contraction; regulation of ventricular cardiac muscle cell membrane repolarization; regulation of sodium ion transmembrane transporter activity. Gene Ontology annotation, molecular function: sodium channel regulator activity; transmembrane transporter binding. Gene Ontology annotation, cellular component: voltage-gated sodium channel complex; membrane. Lineage: Eukaryota; Metazoa; Chordata; Actinopteri; Perciformes; Anoplopomatidae. The transcript has 5 exons.